Molecule: messenger RNA, 351 nt
Organism: Trichechus manatus latirostris (Florida manatee)
Lineage: Eukaryota; Metazoa; Chordata; Mammalia; Sirenia; Trichechidae
Gene: LYNX1
Product: Ly6/neurotoxin 1
Exons: 3
Coding region: 1-351 (116 amino acids)
Cellular component (GO): plasma membrane
Molecular function (GO): acetylcholine receptor inhibitor activity
Source: RefSeq, a predicted model, not a curated record
AUGGCGCCUCUGCUUGGCCUGCUCCUGGUGGCCCUGGUGGGCCUACCUCUGGCCCAGGCUCUGGACUGCCACGUCUGCGCCUACAACGGAGAGAACUGUUUCAACCCCAUGCGCUGCCCGGCAAUGGUCUCCUACUGCAUGACCACACGCACCUACUACACGCCAUACAGGAUGAAGGUUAGCAAAUCCUGCGUGCCCAGCUGCUUUGAGACCGUCUAUGAUGGCUACUCCAAGCACGCCUCCACCACCGUCUGCUGUCAGUACGACCUGUGCAACCGUGCGGGCUUCACAGCCCCUGCCGCCCUGGCUCUGGCCCCCGCGCUCCUCACCACCCUCUGGGGUCUGCUCUGA